AUGGCAAAUCUCAAUGAUAGUAGCAAUAGUAAGAUGCAACUUCGUAAAAGUCAAUCGGAAAUGGCUUCAAUGUUUCAUCGAAAGCAAUUUACUAUUUUUGCGAUCUUCUUCCAGGUCUUAUUUCUCAUCCUUUUUGCUUUGUUUGGACAAUAUUCAAAUAAUGCGAUGCCUGGUGGCACUACCAGUACAAACUUCAUUAACACUAAUUAUCCAUUAUUCCAAGAUGUUCAUUUGAUGACAUUGGUUGGUAUGGGAUUUAUAAUGGUUUUCUUACGACGUUACGGCUUGGCUGCUCUUUCGAUUAACCUUUUGUUGACCUCUCAUGCUAUUCAAUGGGCGCUUAUUGUGCGCGGUUUCUUCUCACAUGAAUUCGCCAACAAUGGACGUUUUGCAAUUUCCAUCCUUGACCUGAUUACUGCUGAUUUUGUUGCUAUUACCGUUUUGAUCACAAUGGGUGCUGUUUUGGGUAAACUUACCCCAGUGCAGUAUAUGGUGAUGUCUGCUAUCGAAGUACCAAUAGCAGUUGCUGUUGAACAUGUCAUCUUACGUUACCUUAAGGUAAUCGAUAUUGGUCGUUCCAUGGUAAUUCAUUGCUUUGGAGCAUAUUUUGGUUUGGCUGUUGCAAAAGUGAUCAACAAGAAAGAAAUGAUUGCUCAUCAACAUGAGGGUUCUAGCUACAAUUCCAAUAUUUUUGCUCUUAUUGGCACCUUAUUUCUUUGGGCAUUUUUUCCAUCAUUCAAUUCGGCUCUAGCAAUUCCCGAAGAUUCUCGACAUCGUGCUAUUCUGAAUACCUAUUUAGCACUUUGCUCUUCCACCAUUUGCACUUUUCUAAUUAGUCAACUUCUUGAUCAUGAACAUAAGUAUCGUUUCUCGAUGAUACAUAUAUCAAAUUCGGUUCUUGCUGGUGGCAUUGCUAUUGGUACUGUAGCGAAUAUUAUUUUGGAACCAUUUUAUGCUCUUCUCAUUGGUUGCUUGGGCGCUUUAGUCUCGGUUCUUGGAAAUCAUUACAUUAGGCCAAUUGGAGUUCGAGUUUUUGGACUUCAUGAUACACGUGGUGUUGGCUCAAUUCAUGGAUUGCCAGGCAUUUUGGCUGGUAUUCUUGGUUUCAUUUUUACGGCUGUAUAUGAACCAACUCGUUAUGGAACUGGCAAUGUGACACAUAUCUAUCCAGCAAUGAAUAGUAAUGAUGAAGGUCGUGAAAUAUUUGUCCAAGCUGGUUAUCAACUUGCAGCACUUGCUAUUGUCCUAGUAGUCUCGAUUAUUGGUGGAGCUGUCACCGGACUUAUAUUACGACUGAAUUGUUUCAAUCGUAUUCAUGAGAAGGAAUUCUAUUCGGAUGGCGAAUUCAUUGAACCACCUGAGGACUAUGAUUUCACUACAAGGAUUAUUUCAAAAAUUGAUCACAUUGAAUUAACCGAGCAUACAGCACUUAAUAAAGAAUCAUCGACUUCUGUUGUUGGACCAAGCAAUCCUUGA
Brugia malayi is the source of this 1476-nucleotide messenger RNA. RefSeq names its product Ammonium Transporter Family protein. Gene Ontology annotation, cellular component: plasma membrane. Bases 1 to 1476 code for a protein of 491 amino acids. Lineage: Eukaryota; Metazoa; Nematoda; Chromadorea; Rhabditida; Onchocercidae. The transcript is spliced from 13 exons. The record is from RefSeq and is a predicted model, not a curated record. Gene Ontology annotation, biological process: ammonium transmembrane transport; ammonium homeostasis. Gene Ontology annotation, molecular function: ammonium channel activity.